Molecule: messenger RNA, 2430 nt
Organism: Dictyostelium discoideum AX4
Lineage: Eukaryota; Evosea; Eumycetozoa; Dictyosteliales; Dictyosteliaceae
Gene: clcF
Product: chloride channel protein
Exons: 3
Coding region: 1-2430 (809 amino acids)
Biological process (GO): transmembrane transport; chloride transmembrane transport; chloride transport
Cellular component (GO): membrane
Molecular function (GO): chloride transmembrane transporter activity
Source: RefSeq, a predicted model, not a curated record
AUGAGUACAAGUAAAUACUCAAAAAUGAUAUCAAGUAAACAUGGAUAUAAAAAAACAAGAAUUAAGAAUAAUACAUCAGAUUCGGAUUUAUUUAAUUUGGUAAUGCCAAAAGCAGAUGUUGUUGGAUUUAAAUCAAAACAAGGUGGUAUUUCAAGACAAGCUAUAUCAUGGGCUAAAUUUGCAAGAUUAAAUAAUUUUUAUAUUUGGUUAUUUUUAGCGGCAGUUGGUUUAUUAGGAUCAAUUUAUUUGGUAGCGGUAGAUUUAAUAUUUAAAUAUGUUGUAUUUUCAUGGAGAGAAGCAUUCAUGAGCUUGACAGAGAAUUAUUUCUUACAAUAUCUUAGCUUCAUUGCAUGGACUGUUGCAUUGGCGACUGGAAGUUGUUUCAUCAUUAAAAAGAUAUGUCCUGCAGCUGUUGGAUCGGGUAUACCAGAUUUAAAAUCAAUAUUCUCUGGAUUUUGGAACCCAUUCGUUGUGGCACCUAUGGUGUUGUUAUGGAAAACCAUUGGUUUGCUAUUAUCUUAUGGUAGUGGGUUGUCAAUUGGUAAGGAGGGACCAUACAUUCAUAUCAGUGCGACAUUGGCAAAUACAUUACUCUCAAUUAAACCAUUCAAAUCAAUCGCUCAAAAUGAUACUCAACGUUCUCAAUUGUUGGCAGCAUGUUGUGCUUUGGGUGUUGCCGCUACAUUUGGGUCACCCAUUGGUGGAGUAUUAUUCUCAAUUGAGGCCACUGGUACUUUUUAUUUAAUUUCAAACUAUUGGAGAGCAUUUUUCACAGCUACUGUUGGUGCGGUCGGUAUUAAAAUCCUCUUGUCAAAUCCUUCAAAUGAUCUAUUGGAAUCUUUUCGUACUCAUUUCGCUGAUUUAAAUCUUGCAAGUGCUCAAUUAAUUGCUUUCAUCAUUUUAGGUGUACUUUGUGGUUUAUUAGCUUCAUUAUUCAUCUCUCUUUAUACUAAAAUUUAUAAUUGGAAAAAACAUAAUGCUGAACUUUUUAAAAAGAUAACACCAUUUGGUGAAGUUAUAAUUGUAGCAGCAGCAACAGCAAUUUUAAGUUUUCCAUUAAAAUUUUUAAGAUUAGAUCAUGCGACAGCAGUACAUACAAUGUUUACAGCAACACCAGAUAGUGAUAAUAGUGAGGUAUUAUCGGAGUUGGCAGUUUGGACCGAUUCAAUGCCAUUCAAUCAUGGUAUUAUUUUAGCAUGUUUUUUAUAUGUAGUUGUCAAAUUGGUAUUAACAGCCGUCUCUAUUACAUUACCAAUUCCAUAUGGUAUUUAUAUUCCAUUGUUUGCAAUUGGUUCAGCAGUUGGUAGAUUCGUUGGUGAACUUAUGUUGGUUUUAUUCCCAAAUUCAAAAGAGAUUUAUCCAACUGGUUAUGCUGUGGUAGGAGCGGCUGCACUUUGUGGUGGUGCCACUAGAACCGUAAGUUCAGCAAUGAUUAUUUUGGAAUUAACAAACGAUUUAACAUAUAUGGUACCAGUAUUAUUGGGUGUAGUACUUUCUUGUGGUAUUGGUAAUCUAUUAAAUCAUUCAAUCUAUGAUUGUUUCCUAAAGAAUAAGAAUUUACCAUAUUUACCAUUCUAUAAAGCGAAAUCCGAUAGUUUAAUAGCACGAGAUGUAAUGAAACGUGACCUCUACUAUGUUUGUCAAAAUACAACUUUAUCUCAAAUUUCAAAUCUCUUAAAGAGAGUCGAUGAACAUUCAAUUCCAGUAGUUUCCUCAGAUAAUGAUUUACAAUUAAUUGGUACUAUCUCAACAACAACUUUAGAAGAAGUAAUUGCAUAUCAUGAACGUUUGCAUUCUUAUUCAAAAUCACCAUUAUCUUUAUCUGAUAAUGGUAUUGAUAUAAAUGAUAAUGACAAUAAUGAUAAUAUUAAUAAUAAUCAAAAUAAUAAUAAUAAUAAUAAUAAUAAUAAUAAUAAUAAUAAUAGUAAUAAUCAAAAUAAUUCACUAGUUAGUGAAGCAAUUGAAAUGAAUGUUUUAUCAGAUUCAGAUAAUGAUGAAAAUAAUAAUUUAAUACCAAAUAUUCCAAUUAAUGAUAAUAAUAUUAUUAUUCAAAAUAAUAUAAGAAAUAAUAAUAAUAAUAAUUUUAGCGAUAAUAAUAAUAAUUAUAAUAAUAAUAAUUAUAAUAAUAAUAAUAAUAAUAAUAAUGAUAAUAAUACGAAUAAUGAUAAUAAUAUAAAUAAUAAUUCAAACGAUAUAAAUGAGUCAAUCUCAGAGGAAACAACAAUUGAUUUAGUUCAAAUGGAGUUACAAAAUCCUUGGGUUGUCAUUGAUUCAUCCCCAUUCCAAAUUCAAGAAACGAUGCCAGUUAGAAAGAUCGUUUUUAUGUUUAUGAUGUUGGGCGGUAAUAUUUUAUAUGUUACCAACAAAGGAAAAUUAACUGGUGUUGUUGCGAAAACGGAAUUAGUGCAUCAAAAUAAUAAUAAACAUUAA